GCUCUUUCCUUGCGGUCAUCUGAAAUUCUACAUUCUGGGGUGAUUGGUUUCUCAAAUUUUUGAGUGUCUUGGUGGUUGAAGUUUCUCGGGAAAAUGAAGGAAAUUGUGGGAAAUCCUCUGCAUCUUACUUCCUUGAAUCACAUUUCGCUUGUAUGUAGUUCAGUUGAGGAGUCCAUCAAUUUCUACCAGAAUGUUCUUGGGUUCAUGCCGAUCAGGAGGCCUGACACCUUCGAUUUUAAUGGAGCAUGGCUAUUCAGCUAUGGAAUAGGAAUACACCUGCUGCAGUCAUCUGACCCAGAAAAAAUGUCUAAGAAAAAGGAGAUUAAUCCCAAGGACAAUCACAUUUCUUUUCAGUGUGAGAGCAUGAGUGCAGUGGAGAAGAAGCUGAAGGAAAUGGGAAUGGAGUACACGCGGCAGAAGGUGGUGGAAGGAGGAAUCGAGGUAGAUCAGCUGUUCUUCCACGACCCAGAUGGCUUCAUGAUCGAGAUCUGCAACUGCGACAACCUCCCUGUCAUCCCACUCUCUGGUCAGAUGGUCCGAACCUGCUCCAGACUCAAUCUCCAGAUGAAGCAGCAGCAGCCCAUGCCGGUGGUGAAGCUCUAAAACCCACCACCCACUGCCUACAGGCCCUACACUCUCCUCUCAUCAUCAAAGAUAAUGUCAGAAACUUUAUCCUUUUGAUUGUCUGUAAUCUUUCCUAGUAAGCUCUAGGCUUUAAUGGAGGAGAGGCUCUUGCUAAAAUGGAAUCCAAAAGAUACGUGCCUCAUUUGAAUGCUGAGUACUGUGGGCCAUUGCCUC
Messenger RNA from Vitis riparia (riverbank grape), 798 nucleotides. RefSeq lists its product as uncharacterized. Bases 94 to 603 code for a protein of 169 amino acids. Lineage: Eukaryota; Viridiplantae; Streptophyta; Magnoliopsida; Vitales; Vitaceae. The record is from RefSeq and is a predicted model, not a curated record. The transcript has 3 exons.